Paramuricea clavata is the source of this 9016-nucleotide messenger RNA. The record is from the annotation of a GenBank genome assembly. NCBI's taxonomy places the organism in Eukaryota, Metazoa, Cnidaria, Anthozoa, Malacalcyonacea, Plexauridae.
CCAAUAAUCGCGAAAUUAAUACUUGUAACUGUUCAAUUUUAACUAAUACUGCUUAUACUGCUAUCAUAUUUUAUAAAAUACUUGUAAAAACAUUUUGUACUCGGUUUGGUCUGUUUUGGCAUUUUUUGCUGCAUGGUUUGGGAAUUUGGAUAAAAACUGAUUUUACUAUUAAGGUGGCUGUGUCAGGAAUAGUAGUGUUAGAUUUUAUAUAUUACUAAUAAAUGAGGCUAUAUGCUAUGAUCGUUUCUGAUGAGUAGACCACCUCCAGAUCCAGUUUAUAUAUUACGUGGAGUAGGAUCGCCAGUUACGGCUGUCGAAUUUUGUACGUUUGGUGGAAAUGAACAGCGGUUGCUCUCAGGGUAUGGUAAUGGUACUUUAGUUUGGUGAUUACGUCGCAAGUGACCAGCAAGCCUUCGACCUAAUCACCCUAAUGCAUGUGUAUGCCUCUUUCUAUAAACCAAGUCAGUGAAUUCACUCACAUAUAUAAUUUAAAUGCUUGGUUACCUUUGUUCCUAUACACUAUCUGAACAGUGGUAUCACUGAGCAUGUGAGAACUGAAAAUGUGAAUUGGAUGGGAAAUUUGGCUGAUCAAGUCUAAUACAUGUUAUUUUUACGACAUUCUAUCAUCAGUGACCAAAAAGGGAUUGUGAGCAUUUGGAACUUGUCAACAAAGCGGACAGAAUUUACACUGGAUGGUCACGACAACAAAGCUAUAUUGACCAUACAAUAUUUGAAGGAUGACACACUCUUGAGGUAUGAACACAGUCUAUGAUCAUCAUCUAGGUAGAUUUGAUGGAAAUAAAGAAUGAAUACACCCUACAGUCACCAAUGCACGGCUCAAUGUAUAGAUCAGAAAAUAUUUAAGGUACCUGAAGCAUUCCUCCCCCCUGGAAAUCUCCUACCCACACUGCAAAUUUUCUCCACCCUCUCAUGCCCCCCUCCAAAGUUUUCACUUGUGAAAAUUCUCAACUCCUCCUUGGGGAAUUUCCAUUUUUACAUUCUUCACCACCACCCCCCCAUCUGAAAAUGUUCUCCCCCUAAAGUUUUUCCACCUCCAAAAAACAUUCCAACCACCCCCUUCCUCAAAAUCCCCCCUGGAAAUUUUCCACCUUUCAACCCCCCCCCCCUUCCACCUACAAUCAGGAAAAAAUCCACUUGACCACUUCCUAGAUCAGGUCGGAUCCGAUCAAUGUGACCCUCCAUCAUUCUCAUUUAGUCAUGGUCGUGAUGGUAAUGUCCAUAUCUGGAAUCUGAAUAGAAAUGAAAUCCAAGACACUCUGAAAGUGUCUGAUAUAGGUUUCUGUAAAUGUGAAAUUAUCUGUAAGUUCCAAAAUCCAGAUUAAAGACAUUAAAUGAAAUUCAAAGUUUUACAAAUUAACAAGGUCUGCAAGCAAAAUAAUCAGAAAACAUUAUUUUGUGAUUCCAGAUGAUUUUCAAAGCAGUGGUGACAACUGUCUUGCUGUUUCCAGUGAAGACCAGUCACAAGUAAGAUGGUGACACAGUAGUUUUGUUUUUCACCUAAAAGCCUUUACCUUCAAUAUGCAGUAGUCUGAUUAUCUAUACCAAAUCUCUCUUUGAUAGAUUGAUAUCAUGUGUUUGAAAACCAAGAAAAUUAUCAGGAAAUUGACACCAGAAUCCUCAAAAUCAUUUGGUGGGUUAUUCAUGAGAGUACUGGUUUGAUUCAUAAGAUUUGACAGCAGAUGUUCAACUUUCGAACUGGUCACACUUUUAAGAGCAAGAAAAUUGAACUAUAAUUAUAUUAUUUGCCACCAAUAAUUAAAUACAAGACUACUACAUAAAAUGACAAUAAUUUUGGUGACUCUCUGGUGAUUGUAGGUUGACCACCAUCUGCUGCCGAUAGUGCUUUACAGUAAAAUCUGUACGGCUGAACCUAGCCCUAGGAUUAUUGAAUUUAUGGUGCAUGCUCUCUCCAUGAGAAAAUUAAUCUUGCAAAACAUUUUUGGCUACAUAGGUAUGUGUAUGUGUCUGAAAAGCAUCGAAACAGAGAAAAAAUAUCUUGUGGCUGGUUACGAAAGCGGAGAUAUUAUCUUGUGGGAUUUACAAUCUUCAAAUAUGGUUUCGAAAUUGUGUGUACAUAAAGAACCAGGUAUACUGAAACUUUGUAAUUCCGUCGGGCCGCUUCGUCGAUCUUAGAACCUCAAGAGAAACUGUCCAGGACGAACUAUAGCUAGACAGAAUAGCGUGAUCAAGUAUGCUCACAAUGGUUCUGAGGCCAUGUCCGAUAUUUAUUAUGCACAAUUCCACAUAGACGUAAAUUGCUCCGAUUGAGACGAUCGAAUUACCCACGCAAGUUGACACGUAAAAAUCUCACAACUUGUCAACAAGAUGUGUUCGCAACAGGCUUGUAGCAAGUUUGUCAAUAAGUUGUAACAAUGCUAUUAUUUUAUCAAGUUGCUACUUAUACAAUUACUUUAUGGUUUCCGUGUUUGGAUGGCCUGAUCCAAACACGCGGGAAUGUUGCGAGAGUUAAGAAAAGCGUGCGAAACACGAGACGAAGGCGAGUUUCGACCAAUCAGAGCAUGCGUUAUAUCCUAACUCGAGCAAUAUUCCCAAGUGUUUGGAUCAAGCCAUCCAAACACGGAAACCAUGCAUAAAGUAAUUGUUUUAUAAAAUAACAACAUCAGGUGAUUGUAGGUUGACCACCAUCUGCUGCCGAUAGUGCUUUACAGUAAAAUCUGUACGGCUGAACCUAGCCCUAGGAUUAUUGAAUUUAUGGUGCAUGCUCUCUCCAUGAGAAAAUUAAUCUUGCAAAACAUUUUUGGCUACAUAGGUAUGUGUAUGUGUCUGAAAAGCAUCGAAACAGAGAAAAAAUAUCUUGUGGCUGGUUACGAAAGCGGAGAUAUUAUCUUGUGGGAUUUACAAUCUUCAAAUAUGGUUUCGAAAUUGUGUGUACAUAAAGAACCAGGUAUACUGAAACUUUGUAAUUCCGUCGGGCCGCUUCGUCGAUCUUAGAACCUCAAGAGAAACUGUCCAGGACGAACUAUAGCUAGACAGAAUAGCGUGAUCAAGUAUGCUCACAAUGGUUCUGAGGCCAUGUCCGAUAUUUAUUAUGCACAAUUCCACAUAGACGUAAAUUGCUCCGAUUGAGACGAUCGAAUUACCCACGCAAGUUGACACGUAAAAAUCUCACAACUUGUCAACAAGAUGUGUUCGCAACAGGCUUGUAGCAAGUUUGUCAAUAAGUUGUAACAAUGCUAUUAUUUUAUCAAGUUGCUACUUAUACAAUUACUUUAUGGUUUCCGUGUUUGGAUGGCCUGAUCCAAACACGCGGGAAUGUUGCGAGAGUUAAGAAAAGCGUGCGAAACACGAGACGAAGGCGAGUUUCGACCAAUCAGAGCAUGCGUUAUAUACAUGUUAUUUUAUAAAAGGUAUUGUCACUCACAACUUGUUGACAAAUUGUUGAAUUGCAGGACGAUAACAAGUUGUUGGAACAACUUGUAACAAGUCUGUUGAACUCAACAACCUUGUAGCAAGUUGCCAACAAGCCGUUGACAACUUGUGAACAAGCUGAGAACAAGCAGUGCGAACACAUCCUGUUGACAAGUUGUUGGAACAGCAUUGCUACAAGUCUGCUGCAGGUUUGUUACAACUUGUGCGUUUUAACGUAUAAACCAACCACGCAGUUAGUUCACCGAACUACACACGUAUAAGAACGCACAAGUUAUGACAAACCUGCAGCAGACUUGUAGCAAUGCGGUUCCAACAACUUGUCAACAGGAUGUGUUCGCAAUGCUUGUUGACAAGUUGUCAUCGGUCUGUUGAGCUCAACAAUUUUGUAGCAAGUUGUUUCAACAACUUGUUAUCGCAAUUCAACAGUUUGUCAAGAAGUUGUGAGUGACAACCUUGAUAAAACAACGUUGUUGCAACUUGUUGACAACUAAUGCUACAAGCCUGUUGCGAAUACAUCUUGUUGACAAGUUGUGAGAUUUUUACAUGUGUACACACGUAAAAACGUACAAGUUGUACCAAACCUGGAGCAGACUCCUAGCAAUACUGUUCCAACAGGAUGUGUUCGCACUGCUUGUUGAUAAAAACCUGGUGGUCGUAAAGAUUGAGUCACGAUCUUUCUCAUCAGCCGAAAUACAACAUUUUAUAUGUGGUUUACAGGUCUAAACUAUUGUUGAGCUCAACAAACUUGUUACAAGUUGUUCCAACAAUUUGUUAUCGUCCUGCAAUUCAACAAGUUGCGAGUGGCAACCUUGUAGCAACUUGAUAAAAUAACAGCAUUGUUACAACUUGUUACAACUUGUUACAAGAUUGUUGAGCUCAACUCAACAGACUUGUUACAAGUUGAUGAAAUAACAGCAUUGUUAUAACUUGUUGACAACUUGCUACAAGGUAUUUGAGCUCAACAGACUUGUUACAAGUUUAUGAAAUAACAGCAUUGUUACAACUUGUUGACAACUUGCUACAAGGUUUUUGAGCUCAACAGACUUGUUACAAGUUGAUGAAAUAACAGCAUUGUUACAACUUGUUGACAACUUGCUACAAGGUUUUUGAGCUCAACAGACUUGUUACAAGUUGGUGAAAUAACAGCAUUGUUACAACUUGUUGACAACUUGCUACAAGGUUUUUGAGCUCAACAGACUUGUUACAAGUUGGUGAAAUAACAGCAUUGUUACAACUUGUUGACAACUUGCUACAAGGUUUUUGAGCUCAACGGACUUGUUACAAGUUGGUGAAAUAACAGCAUUGUUACAACUUGUUGACAACUUGCUACAAGGUUUUUGAGCUCAACAGACUUGUUACAAGUUGGUGAAAUAACAGCAUUGUUACAACUUGUUGACAACUUGCUACAAGGUUUUUGAGCUCAACAGACUUGUUACAAGUUGGUGAAAUAACAGCAUUGUUACAACUUGUUGACAACUUGCUACAAGGUUUUUGAGCUCAACAGACUUGUUACAAGUUGUUCCAACAACUUGUUAUCGUCCUGCAAUUCAACAAGUUGUCAACAAGUUGUGAGUGACAACCUUGUAGCAACUUGAUAAAAUAAUAGCACUGUUACAACUUGUUGACAACUUGUAACAUCUUGUAGCAAAUCUGCCAACAAGUCGUCAACAAGUUCUUUUCACACUGCUUAUCCCAAGUUGUCAACAAGUAUGGAACAAGCUGUUAACAACUUGUAACAACCUAGUUGAUAUUAUCAGACUUGUUGCAAGGUUGUUCCAACAAUUCUGAUGCAGUCAUGAUAUAACAAUACUGUUACAACCUUGUGUCGUCAACCUUGUAACAUUCUUGUUAUAUCAUGACUGUAUCAGACUUGUUAGAACAACCUUGUAACAAGUCUGAUAGUGCCAUCAAGCUUGUCACAAGUUGUUAACAGCUUAUUCUACAAGGUUGUAAUAGACUUGUUAGAACGACCUUGUAACAAGUCUGAUAAUGCCAUCAAGCUUGUUACAAGUUGUCAUUGGCUUGUUACAACAACUGGGAACAAGCAGUGCGAACACAACUUGUCGACAGCUUGUGAACAGAUUUGUAACAACUUGUUUGCAGACCUGUAACAACUUGUGCGUUUUUACGUGUGUACUCGUUUGUAGAUUACUCGUUGGUUAGGUAAAAUACUGCUAUAUAUGUUUUCCAGUAAUGUGUGUCGACAUCGAUCCCAAAUCAAAUCGCGGGAUAUCUGGCUCUGCUGAGGAGAAAGUUACCGUAUUCAAACUCACUGCAGAGAGAAGAUUAGAGGUGGAGAAAACUGUACAAAUAAAGAACUGCGGUAUUUCUGAAGUGAAAAUACGUGGAGAUUGCAAAAUUUUUGCCACUGCUGGUUGGGAUCACAAGUGAGUAAUACGUAAAUCAUCGUUUCUCCCAGUUUGACUCUACCAAACACCGCAGGUAAGUAAACGCGUAAAAAUCUCACAUCUUGGGCGCUUUCCAUUUAAUGGCCUGACUGGUCAGACCCGAAUUCUUUUCUCUGUAUCAAUGGAAAGAUCUGGUCUAUGUUUCUCAAAUAUCUAGCGAAAAUCGACCUCAUUCUAAUGUUAUCAAAAUUUUCCAGUCAGUUAGGUCCGAAGCCCAAAUGUUUUGUGUUGAUUGAACAAUUUGACCGUUCUGACCGGUUUGGCCGUGUUAAAGGAAAGCGCCCCUUGUAACAAGUCUGCCAACAAGCCGUCAACAAGUUGAGUUCGCACUGUUUGUCCCAAGUUGUCAACAAGUUUGGAACAAGCUGUUAACAACUUGUAACAACCUUGUUGAUAUUAUCAGACUUGUUGCAAGUUUGUUCCAACAAGUCCGAUACGGUCAUGAUAUAACAAUAUUUGUGUUGUCAACCUUGUAACAUUCGUGUUAUAUCAUGACUGUAUCAGACUUGUUAGAACUUUGUCUGAUGAUGCCACAAGUCUGAUAAUGCCAUCAAGCUUGUUACAAGUUGUUAACAACUUGUUACAACAACUUGGAACAAGCAGUGCGAACACAACUUGUCGACAGCUUGUGAACAGAUUUGUAACAACUUGUUUGCAGACCUGUAACAACUUGUGCGUUUUUACGCGUGUAGGUACACGCGCGAAAAUCUCACAGCUUGUCAACAAAACAAGAUGUGUUCCAGUUGUUGACAAGUUUCGAACAAGUUGUUAUCAUCUUGUAACAAGGUUCAUGAGGCCAACAGACUCGCGACAAGUCUGAUAUCGUCUGCACAUAACAAGUUGUGAUAUUUGCUGUGUUGGUGUACUCAGGUGAAUAAGAUGCUUGUGUGAUGUUACUCUGAGUGUAUAUCCACACCGGGCAGGCUUAACUAGACUCAGUUCCGAAGUAUCGCAUACUACACUUACAAUUACACUGAUAUCGAAGGAACUAGACUCAGUUCCGAAAUAUCGCAUACUCGAACCGACCUGACCGCGUAGCUCAGUUGGCAGAGCAUUGGGCUUGUAUUCCAAAGGUCGUAGGUUCGAUUCCCACCUAGGCCAGGCAUAUUUUUCAAGCCUGCCCGGUGUGGAUAUACACUCAGAGUAACAUCACACAAGCAACAUAACAAGUUGUUAACAAAAAUCUCGUAGCAACUUGUUAUCGAACGGCCUGGAUUAGUCUUGUUGGAACAACUUGUAACAAGUCUGUUACCGUCAUCAACAUUGUAACAAGAUGAUAUCAACUUAUUCCAGAUUUGUCACAACAACUGGGAACAAGCAGUGCGAACACAUCCUGAUAUGGACUUGACAACAACCUUGUUACAACUUGUUUCCAGAUCUAUAACAACUAGCGUGUUUUUACGUGUGAACUCCCGUUUCCUCCAAUGGUAACACCGCGCGUCAGUGGCAAUGAGGGUUGUCGAUCACUGGAUAAUUUAGAACUGAUGAGCUAUCCAAUGUUUACUUUAGUGGGCGAGAGGGCACCAAGAAAAGCACAACUUUCCUUUCUUUAAAUUUUAGACUGAGGAUAUUCAGUUGGAAAAGUUUAAAACCUCUGGCAAUCCUCAACUACCACACACAAUCUGUGGAUGCCGUCGCUUUCUCAAACUGCCAAGAACAACUUCUGGCUGCUGGUUCUAAGGACGGCCGGAUAAGCUUGUGGUCACUUUACAAAGACAACUAGAUAUAAAGUACUAAAUUGAGAUGUAAUCAGAAUUUCUACAAUUCAUUACAUUAAAUACAUUUAGUUGGUUACACUAUGCAGCUUUUCUUGUCAUGGCCGAAUCCCCAGAAACCCUUUGAAAUAUUGUCGCGAAAAUUUGCUUCGCGGGAAGAAAGGUUUCUCGACAAAUUCAGAAACACGUUUUGUUUCCUAAUUACGAACAAUUUCUCCUUGGUUUACCCACCUUUGGAAACAUGGCUAGGAAACAAUGUUUCUUGGUUUACCCACCUUUGGAAACAUGGCUAGGAAACAAUGUUUCCUGGUUUACCCACCUUUGGAAACAUGGCUAGGAAACAAUGUUUCCUGGUUUGUCCACCUUCGGGAAACAUUCGGGAAUGUUUCUGGUUUGCCCCCCUUUGGGAAACAUGGCUAGGAAACAAUGUUUCCUGGUUUGCCCACCUUCGGGAAACAUGGCUAGGAAAGAAUGUUUCGUGGUUUGCCCCACCUUCAGGAAACAAGGCUAUUGGCUAGGAAACAAUGUUUCCUGGUUUGCCCACCUUUAGGAAACAUGGCUAGGAAACAAUGUUUCCUGGUUUGUCCACCUUCAGGAAACAUGGCUAGGAAACAAUGUUUCCUGGGUUGCCCACCUUUAGGAAACAAUGUUUCCUGGUUUGCCCACCUUUAGGAAACAUGGCUAGGAAACAAUGUUUCUUGGUUUGCCCACCUUUAGGAAACAUGGCUAGGAAACAAUGUUUCUUGGUUUGCCCACCUUUAGGAAACAUGGCUAGGAAACAAUGUUUCUUGGUUUGCCCACCUUUAGGAAACAUGGAUAGGAAACAAUGUUUCUUGGUUUGCCCACCUUUAGGAAACAUGGCUAGGAAACAAUGUUUCCUGGUUUGUCCACCUUCAGGAAACAUGGCUAGGAAACAAUGUUUCCUGGGUUGCCCACCUUUAGGAAACAUGGCUAGGAAACAAUGUUUCCUGGUUUGCCCACCUUCAGGAAACAUGGCUAGGAAAGAAUGUUUCCUGGUUUGCCCACCUUUAGGAAACAUGGCUAGGAAAGAAUGUUUCCUGGUUUGCCUACCUUCGAGAAACAUGGCUAGGAAACAAUUAAAGUUUUCUGGUUGUCCCAAGGAUUUACAAUUUGUUGCAAGAAUGAUUUUGUAUUCACUUGUGAGAACAAAUCGCUUUAAUUAAGAAAUUUCUAUCGUCCUUCAAGAAAAGCUGAAUAAUGUCCAGCCAAUUCAACGACCUCUACGAAGUCACAUUGUACAGUCUAAUUAAUAACUUAGUGUUAAAUACUGUAAUAUUCUACAGUGAGAUCACGCUACAGUUUGUAUUCACACUAACUCAGCCUGAAAUAAGGUUCAUACUACUACCCAUUACUCACAUGAAAUUUACCAAAAUACUAGCUGGUAAAGCAUGUUAUUUUCCACUUCAAGCGUAUCAUACCAAAGCGUAUCUAUCUCUGCCCUAGCCCUAGAGUGGAACUAAU